GUUAGGUUGGUAGUAACGCUGGCAUUUAUUUGUGAGUGUAAUGGUAGGGACUUGCGAGUGGGCAGUUAAAACUUUUGAAUUUGUGCUGAUUGUCAAAACAAAAGUUAGAAUCUGAUGUGUCUAGUUUAAUGAAACCGUGUACGAGAAGUUCUUGUGUCUAUCAUGCCCAGACGCAGUAAAAAAUCUCCAAUGGAUAUAUCAAUGGAUCCUGUGUUGCAAGAUUACAAUGUUAGUACAUCUUUGGAAGAUAAAAACACAGAUGCCAUGCCUCCAUCUGAUUCAUCUCUCUUUGAACGAAUUGCUGAUUUUGAGUGUGAUUUACCUGAUGUUACCUUAAACAACACAGACAGUAUUAAUGUAUCGUCAGGCCCAUAUCCACCUGAUUCCACUAUUGUAGACUUAGGAAAACAAACUAGAUCUGUAUUUAAAAAACCAUUUAAUACCAGGACAAGACCAAAGCGAGCUAAGCCGAGGCCUAGUCUUUUUGAGUCAGACAUUAAAGAUUCUGAAACAGACAGUCCUGAAAUCAAAGUACGACGUCCAUUUCAAAGAAAAACUAAACCCCUUGCAGUUGUAAAUUGUUUUGAAAUUGAUUCCUCAAAUGAGAGUUUUAAUAGUCCAAUGCCUGCUCCUUCAAAAUUUAUAACCAGGAGGAAGACAAGAAAUACGAAAUGUGUUAAGAAUGUUUCAUUUGACAAGGACCUCAUUUCUUCAGAAAGUGACACUUCAUUUAUAAAGCCUGUGUUAUCAAAACGUAAAAUGAAAUCUAAAGAAGUAAAUACUGCAAUUUUUGAUGAUGUGUUUCAUGACACACUAAAUGGGACUCAAAGUGAUACAUCAUUUUCUCAGCAAGUACCUUUUAAAAGCUUAAAAAAGAGGGAGACAAAUGUUGAUCCGAAUUUGUUUGAUAGUGCCUUAAAUUCCUCAGAUUCACUUCAGCAGUCACUCAAUACAACACCAACAGAAAUAUGUGGUGAUAAACAUUCUAUUUUAGUAGAAAAUGAUCACUGUCAAGAUAUUAAAGAAAACCCUGAAUCAUUAGUAUCAAAGAGAAAUUCUUCAGAAGAAAUUAACGAUAAAGAAUUUACUUUACAGAUCAAUGAAGAAAUUUCAAGCUGUUCCAACACAUCAAAUUGUAUGAAAAAUAAUCAUAUUAAUAUCAAACCCGUAGAAAUUGAGGGUACUUAUUUAGUAAAUAAUUCAAUGAAAAAUGACACGAGUGUAAGAGCAAAGGAAAAAGAAUAUUCUACUUCUGAAAAUAAUGAAAACUUAAAAGAAAACUGUGAAUCACUAUUAGUGAAAGGAAAUACAUCAGAAGAUAUUAAUGAUAAAGAUAUUACAUUACAAGCCAUUACUAAAAUCUCAAGCUGUUCCAACACAUUAAAUUGUACUGAAAAUAAUCAUACUAAUACCAAAACCCCAGAAAUUGGAGAUAGUUAUUUAGUAUGUAAUUCAAUGAGAGAUGACACCAGUGCUACACCAGAAGAAAAAGUAUAUUCUACUUUUCAAAAGGAUGAAAAUUUGAAUGAAUCAAAAGAAAAAGAGCGCAACUCAAAACUGUUUGAAGAAAUGUCUAAAACUGAGCAAUUUGGCAUGGUCAGACAUAAUGAUGUUAACAUAAGCGUUUCAUCAAAAGUAGAAGAAAAAGAAAUGUCUUGUAGCAAAAAGUUAGCUCAUAACAACAAAGUUCCUGAUAUAUCUCCUACAUAUAAUGGGAAAUCAUCUGACCUUGUACAAGUAAGUGAGACAAGUAAUAAUUUAUCACUGCAAAAUCAAAAUAUGGAAAGUUUGAAUAAAAAUAUUUCAACAGAAAAGGUGUCUUGUGAAAAUGUAGGUAGAAUUGAACAAAAUUAUGACUCUGGUACUGGAGAUAACGAACAAGUAAAUAGUGAUUUGAACUAUACAGCAGAAGAUAAAACAAUAUCUAUGUCUAAAAAUGUAUCUGAGGGUGAUAUGUCUAUUUAUGAAGAUGAAAAGGGACCUGAAACAAUAACUAAAAUACCUGAAGAUGAAAUUGGCAGAUGCCAUUUAGAAUGCAAUGAAAAUGCUGAUAUAAUGGGUAGUCACAUUUUCGAGACAAAUAAAAAUUCAUUAAUGAACACCAGUGAAAUACGGUCUGAAAUAGGUCUAAAUGUAAUAUCUCAGGACAGGAUUAGUAUUCUAGCCUCUAGACGGAAAAGUUCAUUAAAGAGAACUACUUUAGAUAUUUCGAGCAAUAGAAAUGGGUAUGGAAAUGAAAAACGAGUUAGCUUUGAUUUGAGAAAUGAAAUACAAUCAGAGUUAACCCCCAAUAGUAGUUUAAAUGAAGAAAAUACAUCUCAGAUAAAUUCUGGAUUUUCAUUUGAUUCAUUGGUAAUGAAAAGUUCCUUUGAUGAUGUCAGUUCAGAAUCAGAAUUUAUUGAUAUACAUCCAAGUAAAAGUAAAAGUUCAUCUUAUAGCUUAAAUGUAGAUUUCAGUACUGCACAUUCCAACAAAAUUCAAAAGGCAUCUGAAAACAAAACCGUAAGCAUUACUUCAAAACACGAUAAUACUUCUUCUGAUGAUGACAAACAUGAAUGUCAAGAAGUACAAAUAGUUACAGAUGUGGAAAAAGUAAAAGAGAAUACCCUAAACAUUAAAGAUGAUACAGAAGAGGAUGAAGUUGAGAAUGAGGAAGAAGACGAUGAAGAAGAACCAGAGGUGGAUGAAGAAGAUGAUGAGGAAGAAGUGGAGGAAGAAGAGGAGGUGGAGGAAGAGGAGGAGGAGGAGGAGGAGGAGGAAGAAGAAGAAGAAGUUGAUGAGGAAGUAGAAAAUGAAAUGGAGUCAACAAUUGAAAGAAGUGAACACCCUGAUACAAUGAGAGCCAUAGUUGGGUCCAAUGCCAGUUCGAAAGAAAAGAAUGAAACUAUAUUACAGCAUGAUUCAAUUGAAAGCCAAGAAUAUCUACCAGUGCAAAAUGAAAAUUCACAGUCUGAUUGUAAUAGAAAAGUUGAACUCCAAAAUGUGUCAAAAAAUAAGCAAAAGAAAACAACUGAACAUAAUGUAUUCAGAGUGCCACACCCUGUACCUUUACCCAAAAGGAAAUUGCAAAAAAUUCUUGAUAAAAUUCCUAUUUCGGAGCUAAAAAAGAAAAGAAAAAAGGUUAUACCAGACUUAACUAGAGAACAGAUGCAACAAAAUGAAAUUGAUGAAGCAUUGACUAAACGAAAAAAACAGGGGUCAUUAUUAACUAAAAGACCCUCAAACAAACUUAAAAUGCCAAAAAAAUGGGUUGCUCCUGGAAUUUAUGAUUUGAUAAUUGAGAAACUUAAGUGUAGGUAUGGUAUUCGCUCACAUGUCCAAGCUGAAAAAGUGGUUCUUAAUCUGGUUGAAUAUGUUGGCAGGGUAGUAAAAAGUAAUGAUGAAUAUUUUUCAAUUGUUGAUGAAAUGAAGAAAGAACUAGCAAGUUUAGGUAUUGUAAACACUCACUGGGAGUUUUACAGACUUGCUUCAAGAUACUUUACUGGUGAUUUUUUUGAUAAAGUAUAUAUGAGUGGUAUCAAGAAUCCUUACGAGCCUGACAAUAUUUUUGGUACUAUUUUGUGAAUAUAUAUGGCUAAAGCUGUGGUUUCAUUGAGUGUAUAUAGUUAUUUUUAUUGUAAAUGUGUAUGAAACUGAAUUUAAUUAUAGCUUCCUUAUGCUGUAAGUCAGAACAUGUUUUAUAUAGAUUGUCAUAACAUUUUUCACUAUUUGUGGAAUUAUGUAAUUUAAGUUGCUGAAUAAAAAUGUAUUAUGUUAAAGUUCUAUUUUUAGCAAAUUUAUAAACAAUUUUAAAUUGUU
Homalodisca vitripennis (glassy-winged sharpshooter) is the source of this 3798-nucleotide messenger RNA. RefSeq names its product glutamic acid-rich protein-like. NCBI's taxonomy places the organism in Eukaryota, Metazoa, Arthropoda, Insecta, Hemiptera, Cicadellidae. The record is from RefSeq and is a predicted model, not a curated record. The transcript has 3 exons. The coding region runs from base 163 to 3564 and encodes 1133 amino acids.